AUGAUAGGAGUUGAUUUUUGCUCAUUUUUUAAUAAAAUUUUUAUUUUCUUAUUUCUCAAAGCAAGCUGUUUUGAAUUUUUUUAUUUGGGAAAUGAAUACCAGAACUCAAGCAAAGUUUUCAUAUUGUUGAAAUGCUUGCUUUCUUUUUCCAUGUAUUUAAUAUUGGUGAUGACCUUAUUUUUAUUGUUGUGGUGCAUUAUGGGAAAUAAUCUACCUUCCUAUAUGACCUGGAUUAGUAGAUCUGUGAAUGAUAUAAUACAUAUGGGGUUAGAAAAUGAUUCAGAAUCAGAUGAAUUUAAAAGUAUCAUAGAGGAUAAUACAAUUGUUGUUGAAGAUUCAACAGAUACAUCUUAUAAAGAUGCUCGAUAUUUUUAUACUGAACAUAUAUUUUCUAGUUAUACUUCAUCUGGUAGUUAUGAAAGUAUUUUAAGUACUAAAAAAUGUACAGACCUUUCAGCAUUUGAAAGCAAAGAAGAUAUUUAUAUUCUUCUAUGUUCCUUAAGUGAAAUACCUAAAAAAUGUGAAAUUUUGGGUAUAUGGUAUCAAGCAAUAUAUAUAGCAAGAAAUUCAUCUAAAAUGCAAGAGCACUUAAAGGAAUAUAUGUGUUGUCAUUUCGAGAAUUAUCCCAAAGAAGUAUUAUGUGAUUUUAAGGAAUCUAUUAAUAUAAUUUUAAGAAAUUUUUCGCAUGAGGUUUCAUUUAAAAUGUAUCCUCUUUUAAUGAAAUAUAAUAAAAGGUUCAUAAAAUUAGUUGAAAUAAAACCUAAUUUUAAUAUUAUUGUACAAUAUAUAUGGGCAUUCACAGAAUUUUUGGAUCGUAUAAAAAGAGAUAUAUAUUGUAAAUACAGAAUUGUAUGUUAUAAAUACAUUAUUGAUUAUAAAGAACACUUAAAAAAUAACAAUAAUGUUUUAUAA
Molecule: messenger RNA, 912 nt
Organism: Plasmodium falciparum 3D7
Lineage: Eukaryota; Apicomplexa; Aconoidasida; Haemosporida; Plasmodiidae
Source: RefSeq, a predicted model, not a curated record